AUGGCGAACGACUUUGCUAUAGCUGACGGGGUUCCUAUGGGUUUGGAAGAUAUGCGAGGCAUCCCUGUUGCGUUAAGACGGCAGGGGGGUACUGAGAUCAAAUGCCCUUACUGCGGCAAGAUGCACUACCACCCUCCUGGCUCAGGGCAUAAUGAAGCUCAAUGCGAUGAGGAUGAUCGGUGUAGUGUCGGCAUUGUUGUUGGUGAAAGGUCCUUUGUUCCUAACUAUGGAUAUACUAUAGUCGAAUACCUUGAGAAGGACGGUGUCAACAAGAUCCUUCCCAUUGAUGAAGACAGCCCUACUUCUGACGGAAACUAA
Messenger RNA from Seminavis robusta, 318 nucleotides. The record is from the annotation of a GenBank genome assembly. NCBI's taxonomy places the organism in Eukaryota, Bacillariophyta, Bacillariophyceae, Naviculales, Naviculaceae.